This is a messenger RNA of Camelus dromedarius (Arabian camel), 5071 nucleotides long. It is a transcript of the gene LRRC61, whose product is annotated as leucine rich repeat containing 61. Lineage: Eukaryota; Metazoa; Chordata; Mammalia; Artiodactyla; Camelidae. The transcript is spliced from 4 exons. Gene Ontology annotation, biological process: regulation of transcription by RNA polymerase II. Gene Ontology annotation, molecular function: protein dimerization activity. Bases 624 to 3878 code for a protein of 1084 amino acids. The record is from RefSeq and is a predicted model, not a curated record.
UCGGGGAACGUACCAACCGCGGGACGGGGGUGGGCGCGGCGCCGCGGGCUGUUGCUCCCGGAGGUGUAGCUCUUUGCGACCCGGGACCCCCCCGGCUCUGCGGGGGCCUUUGGCGCCUUCGGGUACGACUCGCGGCGGCGCGGAGGUGGGUGCGGGUGGCGGCGCCUUGCUACCCGCCGCGGGGGCGCGGUCGGCCACAGCAGGAGCCGCGUCCAGCUCCGCCAGCCCAGCCAGCCGGACCCCUGGCCGUAGAUUCACGUAGAUUCAAGGUUGGCUCUGCACAGUGUCCACCUCGCUGUCAUCCUGACGUGGUUCUGUGGAAAAGAGAGAGGUAGCAUUACUGUGGGUCCCAGGGAUUGCACACGAUCCUGGACCUAUCCCCAGGGGGCUGUCAGGAGAUAAGGAUCCGGAAGCAGUAGCCUAAGUGAGAGCAGGCCAGCCACGGGCCCACCUAGUUCUGUGUUCCUGGGAGCAAUGAAGCCUACCAACUGCUUCUGGAGGCCCGGCGCUGGCUCUGGACCUCCACUCUGCCACUGACCAUCACAUUGCUGCUCUGGGUUUCCGUUUCCUCAAUCAAAACAAGAGCGGAGCCUGGGCCUUCUCAUUGCCCCAAGCUCCCAAGCAUGUCGGAAGUAGAAAAGGUCAGAAAGCCCCCCAAGAAACAUACACCCUCAAGAUCAGUGGGGCAAGAGCCCCCUCUGUGUGCUGACUCUGCCAAGACUAGAGCCAAGAGCCCAGUUACCACUCUGGCUUCUUCCAGCUCCAAGUUCAACACUAGAGCCACCAACACCUCUUGUGGACUUGGCUGGGAUGCUGGGGGGCACCUGCCAGAGAACGAGGUCAAACUUGAGUUUGCAGACAUAGAGGAGAAGGCUGGUGGCUCCAGGAAGAUCAGCGCCUCCAACUCCCAGAAGAAGAGUGAGAGGGAGCUGCCCCUGCAGAGGAAGAGACCUCGAUCCCUCCCCAGAGCCUUGUCUGUCCCUUCGCCUGACCAGGCUUUCCUGGAGGAGCAGGAGGAAGGUCCCCUGGGCCUGCAUGUCUGCAACAAGAAGAGAAGGGCCUACUCCCUGGAGAGGCCUGGUCUUCACCCAGCUGUCUCUGGGGCAAAUUGCCACGCCAGCCCUGGGCAGGAUAAGAAUAAGCCAAAGGGAGACCCUGGACCCUGUGGUCUCAAAUCUCUGCUGGGGCAGGAGCCCCCGGUGCAGCCUAGGAAGAAGGUGUCCAAGCAGAAGGCACGUGGACGGAGAAAGGAGGGGGAGCAGGCAGCAAGGACAUCGAGGGACCCAGUGCUCAGCUCUGGACAGGCCCCUUCCAGCCUGGUACUGGUUCAGACCAGCAGCCCGGACAGGCGAGAGGUGGGCCAGCCUGGUGAGAAUGAGGAGGUGAGGCAGACCGACGUCCUCAUAGCCCGCCUGGCCAGAGAGGUGCGUCACCUCAAGAAGUGGAAGAAGAGGCAUUUGCUCCCUGGCGUUGGGGAGCAGCCGCCCCUGCUGAGCCUCCAGAGGCCACUCUGCCCCAAGAAGCUGGUCAGCACGGCAGGGGCGGAGGCCAAGGGCUGGGCCCCUGGGCCGCCCCCAGGCCCCCUGGACACCAUGGGUCAGAAGCCCACACCCGACCUGAGACGAUUCUUCACCGUCAACUACAGGAACAUCUGCCGGGUCACCUGCACUCUGUGCCAUGCGAGCAUCAGACAGGGCAAGGUGAAGGGGCAGUCCCAGCCCUCGGGUCUGGUCCGCCACUUGGCAAGUAAGCAUGGGCUGGACGUGGGGAGAAAGCCAACUGCGGCCGGCCCUGGGAGGGAGCAGGGAGGGGCUGAGAAGAAACAGAAGGGCCUGCCCGCAGGUGCCGCUGGCCAGGUCUCCGAGGGGCUCCCAUCACCACGACGCUGCCCGGAUGCCUCACCUCCAGAAGACGGGGAGGGGCAGGCAGCCCCAGGCAGGCCUGAGCAGUUGGUACAGGAUCUGCCCCCGCUGCCUACUCCCACCAGAGAUAAACCUACUGCUGCCCCUGUGGCGGGUGGGGAGGACCAGGGUGGCCUGUAUGCCCCCAACCAGCCCCGAGCACAGGCCUGGAACCACAGCAUUGCCGAGUUACUCUGCAGCCUGGCCUUGCCACUUUCUUUUGUUUCGUCCCCACCCUUCAGAAGAUUUAUGGCCCAGGUGGAUCCCUGCUACCACCUGCCAUCUCCAGCCUUCUUCUCUGGGAAAGCCUUGCCUCUGCUCCAUGAAGCAAUGGGGGAGCAGGUGCGUCAGGAAAUGCGGUGGGCUAAGGGUGGCUGCGUUCACCUCAGUGUGUCCGUGGCAGCCCAGGACACAGUUGUGGACUAUGUGGCCAUCACUGCCCACUGGGGGAUGACACGGCCGGGUAGCCAACAGGUGGGGUCUGGGAGCCCAAGGAAGCAGGCUGUGCUCUGGGUCUGGGGCCUUCCCCUGGAGAGUGCCCUAGAGGACAGGCAGCGGGAGCUGCGGGAGCAGCUCAGCUUGUGGCUCAGCCACGGCUCCCUGAGGCCGGGCUUUCUGGUGGCAGGUGGCUGCCCCAGCCUGGAGCAGGCGGUGAGGACAGAGGGCUACAUCCCUGUCCCUUGCUUUGUCCACUGCCUCGACUCUCUGGUGGGAAGCUUUCUGUGUCACCAUCACAGCGUCCAGAUCAUCCUGGGCACGGCCAGGGCCAUCUGCAGCCACUUCCAAGGCUCCGCAGAGGCCCGGCGGCUCCUCUCCCGGCUGCAGCGGCGGUGCGGCCUCCCAGCGCACCAGCCCUUUUGGGAGCUCUCGGACCACUGGGUCUCUGCCUACCACCUGAUGGAGUGGCUGGUGGAGCAGCAGCGGCCACUGCAGGAGUAUGAGGAGAAACACCAGCUGGGGAAGGCGGGGACGGCCCUGUCGGCCAUGUUUUGGAGCCUGACAGACAGCCUGGUCCAGCUCCUGCGGCCCUUCCAGAUGGUGGUCCUGGAGGCGAGCACCACACAGGCUUCCUUGAGCCUGGUGCUGCCCCAGCUGCGCUACCUGCACAUCUUCCUGGAGCAGGUUCGCGGGUACUUUGAGGAGCAGAGCGCUGGGGAGAUGGGUGCAGCUGUGCGGCUGGCUGAGGGCUUGGCCCUGCAGCUGACCACUGAUGGCCAGCUCACCGAGCUCUUCCACCGCGAGGAGUUUGUGCUGGCGACCCUCUUGGAUCCCCGCUUCAAGGGGAGGAUCGAGGCCAUCCUGCCCGCGGGGGCCGACAUUGACCACUGGAAGCAGGUGCUUGUGUACAAGGUGAAGGAGAUCAUGGUGUCGGAAUACUCCUUGCCUCCCUCGCCGUCCCUGCAGAGCCCCAGGGCUGUGCGUGCGGACGCCGCCUUGAGUGGCAGAGUGGCCAAGAGCUCCGGGGCAGAGGGAAAGGACCAAGAGGACCCUGUGCAGAGAGGCAGUGCCUCUGAGUCUUUGCUGUUUGGCCAGAGGGAGAAGAGCCUGCUGGAGCAGCUGGAAAGCGUGGGGCUGCUGGCCUCCAGGAGGAGUGGUGCCUCGCUCUCCAUGGAGAACCACCAGGCCAGCGUCAUUGUGAAGAAGUAUCUGCGCGAGAAUGAGGUGGUGGGUGCCCAGGAGGACCCCCUGGCUUACUGGGAGAAGAGGUGGGAUGUCUGGCCAGCCCUGGCGAGACUGGCCACCAUCUAUCUGUCCUGCCCCCCGACGGGCACCUUCUCGGCAAGUGUCUUGGCCUCCCUGGGCAGCCGGACCAUCACAGAACAUGACCCCCCUCUCCCAGUGGACGCCAUCCAGCAUCUUCUCUUCCUGAAGACCAACCUGGAGAAUUUCCCCAGCUACACCCCGCCGCCCCUUAUCUUCCCCAGUGGAGACCUGGCUGAUGUGGAACAGACCAGUGAGCCUGACCGCACGGUCUGAUGCCCCGAAAAGCUGCCUGUGGAAAGAAGCAGAGUAUUGCACCGGAGGACAUUAGACAAGGGCAGCGGGAACCUUAAACAUGUUUGAAAAUAAUGAGGGCAGUUUCUCACCUCUUGCCAGAUGGCUGCUUUCGCUUCAGGGAGGUGUCCUUUUCCAUCUGGCCGCCGCUUGACUUAUGGCCAGCGGUGUGUGUGUGGAAAGGUUUACUCCGCUCAUGGGUGACUCCCAGUUGUACUACACAGCUUAUUAACUGUGGUGCUCUUUUAAAAUACCAGUGGGUAGUAAGGGCCCCCCAUGCAGCUUGUCCGUGUGUGUCGGGGGUGCGGGCCCUGAGAGCAGCCAGAGGCCAGGGGAGCCGUGUGUGCUGCGGGGGGGAUAUGCCCAGCCACCCAGGGCAGGGGGACACUGUGGGCGCUCUUCGCUGAGACAGAGGAGCUGUUUUAAGAGGAAGGGGCCCACGGGCACACAGGGCUUCUCAGGGCCUGUACUCUCCCUGGAUCCCAGAGUGCCCCAGAGCUCUGGUGGCUGGGAGCUGAGGGCAUGUGACUGAGGAGAGCUGAGACCCCCCAGUCCUCACACUGUCAUUUUUACCUGUAGUUUGCAGACCCCCAGAAACCUUGGGGUUUCUUCCUUUCUAUAGUGAACACCUCAGGAAGCAAGGAAAGAUGUAUAUCCUAGGAAUGGAACAGCCUGGCCUGAGUUCUUUUGGGGCCAGGGCAGGACCUGAGGGCGUGGGACCAGGCACUGGGGGGAUCCGGUGGAGAAGAAGGAAAAGGCGAGGUAGGGGUGUGGGGGGUGGCCCGUCCCACCCCACAAGACGCGAGUCUAGCUCUCCCAAGGUGCUGGGUCACCAGGGGACAUGGCGAUGAGACGGAAGGUGGGGAGACGCAGGGCGAGGCACCAAGGCCUAAUCUGCACUGUGGCCCUGGCUGUGGGGGUGAGCCUGGGAGGCCUGUCCCCUUGCUUCCCCUGUGUCACUGUGACUAAUUCACUGCAGGACAUUCGGAAGUUACUGAGAACACGAGGAGCUGGAGAAAUUCACAGUCAUCCUUUCAUUCAGAUGGCCUCUGUUACUACUUAAACAUAUUUCCUUUUUUUACUUUGAGAUCAUACCCUGUCCUACUUAGCAUGGUGUAUUUUCAUUUUAACGGUGUCAUUGUGGCAUCUUCUUGAAUAAAGCUUCGUACAGAUCA